Molecule: messenger RNA, 1191 nt
Organism: Knipowitschia caucasica
Lineage: Eukaryota; Metazoa; Chordata; Actinopteri; Gobiiformes; Gobiidae
Source: the annotation of a GenBank genome assembly
AUGGGGGGGUGGGGGUGGGGUAUGGGGGGGGGGGUUAUGUUGUGGGGUUUGGGUUGUUGUUGGGGUUAUGAUUGGGGGUGGGUGGUUGUUUUGGGGGGUAUAGGGGGGGGUGGUUUAGGGGGGUAUUUGUGGUGGGGGGGGUGGUGGGUGGGUGUGUUUGGGGGGGGGGGGGGGGGGGGGGAAGGGGGUUAUGGAUUUUGGAGUGUUUGUAGUAUGGGAAAUGUGUGUUGGGGGGGUAUUGGGGGGGGGGGGUGUGGUUUUUGGGUUGUGGUUGGGGUGGGGGGGGGUUUUGGUGGUGUAUGGGUGAGGGGUUUGGUGGGUUGGUGUUGGGUUGUGGAGGGGUUGGUUGGGGGUUGUGGAGUGUGGGGGGGUGGGGGGUGGGGGGGUUGGGGGGGGGAGGUAGUGGGGUUUUUGGGGGUGGUUGGGGGGGGAUGGGGUGGGGGGGGGGUUUUUGGGGGUGGGAGGUUGUUGGGUGGGUGGGGGGGGUUGUGGAAGGUUGGGGGGGGGGGUGGGGGUUGGAUAGGUUGGGGGAAGGGGGAGUAUGAGUUUAGUUUUGUUAGGGGGGGGGUGGGGUGUGGGGGUUAUGGGGGGAUGUGGGGGGAGGGGUUGGGUGUUGGGUGUUGUGGGGGUAGGUGGGUGUUAGGUGGGUGGGUAGAUUUAUGGGGGUGGGUGUGUGGUAGUGUGGGGUGGUGGUGGGGGUGGGGUGGUGGGGGGGGGGGGGUGGGGUGUUUGGUAGGGGGGUGGGGUGGGGGGGGGGGUUUGGGGGGAGGGGGUGUGUGGGGUGGGGUUGGGUUGGGGGGAGAUGGGGGGGUGUUUGGAUUGGGUGAUGUGGUUAGUGGUAAUGGGUUUGUGGUGUUGGGGGGGGGUUGGGGGGGUGUUUGGGGGUUUGAGGGGGGGGGUGGUGGUGUGGUGUGGGGUGGGUGGGGGUGGGGGGGGGGGGUGGAUGGGGGGGGGGGGAUUGGGUGGGGGAUGGGGGGGGGGGGGUGGGGGGUAGUGUGUGUGGUGGGGGGUGGUGUUGUUUUUUGGGGGAUUUUUGGUUUUUGUGGGGGGUGGGGGGGGUUUUUUUGGGUGUUGGGGUGGGUGGGGUGGGGUGUUAUGGUUUUGGGGGGGGUUUUGGGGGGGUGUGUUGGGGGGGUGGGGUUGUAUGAAGGGUACGUGGGGCUCCGCUGUGGGAUCUUACACUUCACAUGA